GCCAGGAGCUAUUUACAAGAGAUGAGAGGCGGAACAGACAAAAUGAGGGGAAAUAUUCAUUCCGUCUGAGAGGCAGUCAGGCAGCAAAGCGGACACUUAAAUCUAAAUUAGGUAUAAAUCAUCUCAAAGAAUGACGGCGAAGAUAGUUGAUGAAGUUUCUGCGUCUCUCAGCAUUGUAGACAAUAUUCCUAAAGAUGUGUACACAGAAAGCUCGAUGGUGUUUAAAGAAGAGGCUGUAGGGGAGGAGGAACACGAAGGGAAACCUGAUGAGAAUGGAGGCGGAAACCUUCUGUACGAGGAGAAGAGCGCACCUGAGCUGCCUCUGCAGGGCGACCUUGCGCAGUACGUGGCCACUUUACGCACGCACCCUGUGGCGUUCACCGGCAAGUUUUCUCUGGACUCCAGGAGUGCAGGAGGACCGUGGACACCGGGAGACGUUAUCGACGUGGUCAGCGCGGACAUCGCGACCCCGGGGCCGCUCACGGUGUCUGGUUCGCCCUCAGCGUCGCCAGAUAUUUACGCAGGAGGAGGAGGAGGAGAGGACGCCGGGGACGGCACCAUGGCGCACGGCCAGCCAGACAUCAGCCACAUGUACGCGCCCCCUCACCCCCACCCCCACCCGGCCCCGUCCUACUCGUGCAGCGGUGACAUGUAUCAGGACCAGUCUGCAGGGGGGUACCUGGCCACCUCCACCUGCGCCGUGUCCUACCACCCGCCCCCCACCUACAACUCUGCGCCCAAACCGACAGUUGACGGCGCGGCGCUGCUCUCCAUCAUGCCCGAGUACGGAGGCUUCUACCAGCAGAGUUGCCAGAGAGACAUCCAGUCCGCCUUCCCGGAGAGGAAAUCCCUGCCGUACCCCCUGGACUCCCUCCGGGUUCCUCCGCCUCUCACGCCCCUCAACACCAUCAGGAACUUUACGCUCGGCGCGCCCUCGCCGGCCGCCGAGGGUCCGAUGGCCGCCGCUUUCCCAAACCACCAGAACCUCCCCCUCAGACCGAUCCUGAGACCCAGAAAGUACCCGAACCGACCGAGCAAGACGCCCGUCCACCAGAGGCCGUAUCCGUGCCCGGCGGAGAGCUGCGACCGGAGGUUCUCCCGGUCGGACGAGCUGAGCCGACACCUGCGCAUCCACACCGGCCACAAGCCGUUCCAGUGCCGCAUCUGCAUGAGGAACUUCAGCCGCAGCGACCACCUCACCACGCACAUCCGCACGCACACCGGGGAGAAGCCGUUCUCCUGCGACCAGUGCGGGAGGAAGUUCGCCCGGAGCGACGAGAGGCGGCGGCACAUGAAGAUCCACCUGCGGCAGAAGGAGAAGAAAGCCUCUGCGUCCUAAUCCGCAUCCCGCCACGAUCUUCACCCUGUAGUUUAAAUUGACUCCACAGGAAGGAAGACUUAAACUUAGAAGCCAUAACUUUAAAAAAAAAAAAAAUCAGGGAGAAUCAGAGACAGAAUCUUCUUAUUUAUCACUAAACAGCUCCUCAUCCAUCCAGAGUUCAAAUAUUUAAAUUUAAAGGAGGUGUGGUUGGAGCCAGUGGUGCAUAUGCGCCAGUCCAAACCACCAGCAGCUCCUACUGUCUAUGCUUCAAGCUCUCAGGGAUUCAAUUACAGUUCAGGCAGCAAACAUGAAACCAAGAUCCUGCAGCUGAGCAGAAAAAUAGGAUUCACACUGAGGUGACUUCUGGACUUUGGGCCUACAUUCUAAUUUUAUGGCAUGUCCUGAGAAAAUGUGGAGGAAAGAAGAGAAAACAAACCCAUCUUCAGCUGCAAAGUCACAGGAUUCCUGUGAUCAAUUCAGACAUUUUGUAUUUUAGUCCAGUUAACGGCUGAUUUUAGCUGCUAUUCUCCAGAGUUUUUACACUUUUGGCGCUCAAAUGUCCACAGAAACAAGAUGUCAAACUGUAAUUCCUCUCUGCAAUUUUGCAAAAACAUGACACAAUAAAGGAGGAAGUGAUGUCAGAGUGUACUGAAAGGACGUCACAGACUGGGGCGGGGCUAAAGUGGGACUUUCUAUUGGCUAGAUGCAGCAAAAUUAAGCUUUUUUUUAACGUGCAGGUUUUCUAUCAUGUUAGAAGUGUUGUGUCACACAGCAUGUUGGGAUUUGAUGAGAUUGUAGCCUGAUAAUCUGUAAUUUUAUGUUUGAAUUUUUUAUUUUUGGAAGGUUUCCUGACCAGCAUUUCUACCAGAUGAAUGUGAGAUACAAGAGUUACUGGAGAAAAAAGUUAUGUUGUCGUGUUUUAUAAUUUUUAUGCAAACAAGAUGAGCACUAAAGCUUUUAUUCUGACGGACUGAUGCUUCUUGUCAAUGCAAAUAAAUGUUGACUUGUUCA
Messenger RNA from Acanthochromis polyacanthus (spiny chromis), 2332 nucleotides. Its product is annotated as early growth response protein 2b-like. Gene Ontology annotation, molecular function: DNA-binding transcription factor activity, RNA polymerase II-specific; RNA polymerase II cis-regulatory region sequence-specific DNA binding. Lineage: Eukaryota; Metazoa; Chordata; Actinopteri; Pomacentridae. The transcript has 2 exons. Gene Ontology annotation, biological process: regulation of transcription by RNA polymerase II. Bases 131 to 1339 code for a protein of 402 amino acids. The record is from RefSeq and is a predicted model, not a curated record.